This is a messenger RNA of Diuraphis noxia (Russian wheat aphid), 2122 nucleotides long. RefSeq names its product cyclin E-interacting protein minus (gene mi). Lineage: Eukaryota; Metazoa; Arthropoda; Insecta; Hemiptera; Aphididae. The record is from RefSeq and is a predicted model, not a curated record.
UUUAAUAUUAAAGUAUACAACUUACUGAUUUACUUUUACUACAUUGUACCUAUACUGUACGUCUGUAAGACAUUUCAAUUUUUUGACUAUUGUCUGUUAAAARUCGUUGCAAUUUACAGCGUACCUAUUUGUCUGUAGCACUGUGAGAACCUUGAUCUAUGAUUCAGAUACGAAUCAAUAUCAUGAUAAAUGUCUAUUCAGUAAUUGACGUGCAGUGACAGUGUAUUAGGUUAUUGAAGACGUMAAAAAUAACUAAUUUGUCUUUCAAAAUCUAUUUAGAUAACCGUUAUAGGUACGGUAAUUAUUUCGUGAUCAAUCUUAAAUUUUGUGCAAUAAUAAUGUUUGAAAUACAACUUCAAUGAUGAAAAAUAAAAACAUGUCAGCAGUGGACGAAGAAUCUUUAUUCUCGGACGAAGAACUGUUUGCCAAUGAUGCAAACGAUUGUGUUGUAAAAUUAACAAGUUCAGUCAGUUAUGAAGACGAGUACCAGUCUUUAUUAUUUCAAAAUAGAGAUCGUAUAAUAUCUAAAUUAAAAAAUGAAUUAUCCAAUGUCUUACCUCCUCCACCAACAGUAACUACUUGUCGACUGAGUGUAAAUGAUAUACUAGAUAGAUGGUAUCAACACGAAAAAUCAAAUUUUCUAACGAAGAAACCGGAAACAAAAUUGUUAAAAAAUAUUGACCGUGCAAUUAAUUGGUCAUGGCCAGAAGUAUCUAAUGUUCAGUGUUUUGAUGUUUACUAUAACAUUGAUAACAAAUCGGCUGAAAUGGCAUUGUUGGAAACUAAGUAUCAACAAAGGUAUGUUUCAAACGAGACAAAAUCGCUUAUGAACACAGGAUUGACGCCACAGCCUAAAAAAGAACGGGGAUUAGUCAUUCAACAAGUUAAGACUGUUGAACAAAGUAUACGGUUAAUUCGAAGAAAACCAGUCUCAAAACCUCAAAUAUUAGCAGAGACUAAAGCAAAAUUAGCUCUUAUUGAAAACAAACGUCGAAUUUUAGUGCCAGGAAAACUAAAAAGGGAAAAUAUAAAACCACUUGAGAAAAGUUAUCUUGAAAACCGAAAUGGCAAUGACAGAAGAUCAAUUAGUCAUAAAAGAGCAUUAUUUCAAAGUCCUGAAAUGUAUUAUUCUAGAAAACGUGUGUGUUAUAGUCAAAAUCCAAAUUCUGAAGAGUCAUCUCCUCUUAGUGCUCUUUCAAUUUGUAGCGAUACAUCAAAUACUACACCAGUUAAAAGAUGGAGUGCUGCUCCUUUAAGUGCAAAAUUAUUUGGUGAUGACAAAGAGGACAUACAGAAAUCAAAUAUUACUAGAACAGAACCAGUCAAAAAAUGUCAAAGAGUAUUGAAAUUUUUUAAUAAUUCAGAAUCAGCAACUCCAAAAAAUUUAUUUGAUACAAAACCAAAUCAAAAAGAACUCAGUAAACUUCAUAAACAGAAAUUACUAUGGGCUGUUUCGGAAGUGUUAAAAGAUUGUGGUAUCGAUAGCCAUCACAAGCARUUUCGACAAUUUCUUCAACAAUUAUUCAAAGUAUGUUCUAAACAAUGGUUGCAGAAGACAAGUUCUGAAAUAAAAACUAGCACUAGUGAAGCGAUGCGUGCUCUAGUGAUGAAGCACAAAAGUACAGUAUUACAAUUGAAAUCAAAUUCCCCGAAACAUAAGGAUAAUGUUGCUAUAUCUAAACAAAAGUCUGUGGCAGAUGUAAAAAAAGUAUUAUUUAUAGAUACUUCACCAAAAACUGAUUGUAAGCUUGAAAAAUUUAGUUCAGACUCAAAAUCAAAAAGUUCAACCAUUGAAAAUGUAGUUAUCAGUGAAGGAAUCAAUGAUUUUGCAUUAUAUCUAGAUAUUAAAAAAUUACCUUGUAACAAAAAUACUGAAGACCUACCAAGUAGGCCAAUUUCUUCUACUUCUGACUAUUGUUCUAACCUGGAUAUUGAUUCCAAAGAUUCAGAAGGAAUCUUUGCUGGUUAAUGUUUAUACUUUAUAUUCAAUAAUUAGGUAAAUGUAUUUUUCUUUAUUGACUACUGAAACAAUAGUACUAUUUUUCAGUCAGAAAAAAUUUAAAUGUUACUAUCCAUUUUCUUUUCUUUUGUUUUAUUUUCAUUAAUUUAUGGUUUAAUUAAU